Messenger RNA from Guyanagaster necrorhizus, 2590 nucleotides. RefSeq lists its product as uncharacterized. The transcript has 4 exons. NCBI's taxonomy places the organism in Eukaryota, Fungi, Basidiomycota, Agaricomycetes, Agaricales, Physalacriaceae. Gene Ontology annotation, cellular component: nucleus. Bases 79 to 2466 code for a protein of 795 amino acids. Gene Ontology annotation, biological process: tRNA splicing, via endonucleolytic cleavage and ligation. The record is from RefSeq and is a predicted model, not a curated record. Gene Ontology annotation, molecular function: ATP binding; phosphoric diester hydrolase activity; GTP-dependent polyribonucleotide 5'-hydroxyl-kinase activity.
GGACAAGUCACGACCAAACUGUUUUCUUCAAUUUCUCGUCUCUCCCGCCGGGGACUCAGUCUCUUUGGUCGUCGUGCCAUGAGCACCCAGGAUCUAUUCCAGAAUCCCAAAGCCCAGAACCAGGAUUCUCAGCUCAUCUCUGACCUCGCCUCCCUCGCAAAAAAGAAACCAAAACUCGUCAAAUCGACCCUCUACAAUGCACCGGCAGAUCCAACCAUCAAGGUGUGCAGCUGGAAAAUGAACGAAUACAAGUACUACGAUGUUCCUUCUCCAUUUCCCUCUCUUGUUCGCGGUAUCUUCUCGGUCGACCUCCCGGAAAAUAGUCACCGGAUUGUGGCCAGGGGCUACGACAAAUUCUUCAAUAUUGGGGAGGUUCCUUGGACAACGUGGGAUGCCUUGGAGAAGCAUACAAGCGCUCCGUACCUGCUUUCCCUCAAGUCAAAUGGUUGCAUCAUCUUCAUCGCAGCACUUACUCCUUCAAAGCUUCUAAUUACUUCCAAACAUUCCAUCGGUAAGGUUGGAAAUGCUGAGAAAAGUCAUGCAGAGGUUGGUGAGGUCUGGUUGCGCAAGUACCUUGCACAGAAGGGUCGAACAGAGGCUGAUCUUGCAAAGACGCUGUGGGAUAGCAACUGGACUGCUGUAGCAGAGCUCUGUGAUGACUCUUUCGAGGAACAUGUCUUGCCAUACAGCUCAGAGCUAACCGGUCUUCAUCUUCACGGAAUUAACGAAUCUACUAAAAGAUUCAAAACGAUGCCCCAGGAUGUCGUUGAUACAUUUGCAAACGAAUGGGGUUUCAUCAAGACACUUUCAACAACUUUGAAUACGAUAGAGGCGGUACGGACAUUCACCGAUUCGGUCUCAAGAGCGGGUCAUUGGGAAGGUCAAGCAGUAGAGGGAUUUGUGGUCCGUACACACAUCCGUGAACUACCCACCAGCGACCGCCCCAGAUCUGCCCCUCCAUAUGCCACUGGUUCUACCUUCUUCUUCAAAGUAAAAUUUGACGAGCCUUACAUGAUGUAUCGGGAUUGGCGAGAGGUCACCAAGAUGCUCCUGGGGCAAAAGAGCGAACCAUCGGAAAAGUCACUACCCAUAUCAAAGAUGAAGCGGCCAGAAACCAAGCAGUAUGUUCGUUGGGUCAUAAACGAGAUCAAGCGUGACAGAAAACAGUUCGCCCAGUUCGGAAAGGGAAAAGGAAUUAUUGCUACUCGGGAACGGUUUUUCGCCUGGAUGGAGCUUAACAAACACAAAUCGGAGGUACAGACGUCUCGUCCUGCGUCGCCAGCCACCAAAGAGUUCGGAAAGACCGUCAUUGUUCCGGUGGCAAUCCCUGGUUGUGGCAAGACAACAGUUGCCGUUGCGUUAGCUCACAUCUUUGGAUUCGGUCACACUCAGAGCGACGAUGUUCGUGUCAAGAAGGCCGCCCCAGUCUUCUUGAAGAACGUCACUUCGUUGCUCGGCAAGUACGAUGUCGUCAUAGCGGACAAGAACAAUCAUCUGCUCCAGCAUCGUGACGGGCUUCGUGAGGCUCUAUCGUGUUUUUCUCCGCCCGCUCGUCUCGUCGCGCUCAAUUGGUCCUGGGCUCUUUCACUGAAACCCCCUUCGACUAUCCAUCGUAUUUGUGGCGACCGGGUCCUGCUGCGCGGGGACAAGCAUCAGAGUCUCCACGGCGACAGCCAGACGAAAGCGCAUGAGGAGGUCAUUUGGCAAUUUAUUAAUAAAACUCAGGAACUAGCAGAGAGCGAAGUAGAUGCGUGUAUCAACAUGGAGCUGGAGGACACUAUGGAGCAGGCAGUAGCGAGAGCAGUAGAAGGAUGCGUUAAGGCCCUUGGAUUGGAACAGCCGAGUCAGGAGAAGAUUGACGAAGGACUGCAAGUGGCAUUAGGAUACGAACCCAAAUCGACGAAAUCGGGGACCAAGAAGGCAGAGAACAAAAAGCCGCCGAAAACUUCGCCCAUACGCUACUUCGGGCUUGUGACGGAGGUCAGUCUUCCUGAGGUGCUCGAGAGCAAGCUGUCGAACGAUACAUUUUGGACCCAACUCAAAGCUAGCGGACGGGUGAUCAAGAGACCACAUGUAACUAUCGUUCAUCAGAAGGCGUUGCCAGGAGAGACGGCGCUCUGGGAGCGAUGCAUGGCUCUUCAUCAGCUGGGCAUGCCUCCGACAUUUGAGCUCAAGCUUGGCAGCACCGUUUGGAAUGACAGGAUUAUGGCCAUUUCCGUGGAUGACUUGAAGCUUGUCGAUGAGGGAGAUGGCGGACAAAAAGGAACCGAAUUUUUGGAACAGGUGGCUGAGAACAUCAAGAGCCGACUACAUAUCACAGUUGGAACGCGAGACGACAAGGUCCCUCCUGUCGAAGCUAAAGACUUGGUUCAGGAGUGGAGAACGGCAGCUCCGGCGGCUGAGGUCAAGUCAGUCGUUCUGGAAGGAGUUGUCGUGAGAGGCAGGAUAAAGGGCCUGAUCACUUAAAAGUCGUUCAUCACACUAACAUGAUAUUGUACACGCGUCGCAUCCAUAUCGCAUCCAUACCCACUCUGUACAAUAUAUACUUAGCAACCCGCCUCCAAGAAUUAUUUAGAAUUUGACGUCGAAG